AAGCACUCACCUCAUCACCGACAUGUCCUAUCAAAUGCAGUAGAUAUAUCACAAAAAGUGCUGUAUAAUCAUUGAUAUUUGCCUAUGUCUCGCAAUUGUAUGCUUGUUCAUAACCUACUUCUGCUGUUGUGGCAGAAUAGGUAAAAUUGUUCUAUUAUCGCUCGACUAAAUAAAUAAUUAAAAAAAAAAAAAUUGUAAAGGGGGUUGUAAAGGCAGAAAGAAUCUUUGAAGGUUCUACCUGAUGCUUGGGACACCAGUCGGGCAACAAAAUACUAGAUAAGUAUGACAACUGCAGAAUUUAUUUAUAUCUGGAUUAAACUCUUAGAGUUUCUGUUUGUUUCCUUGAAGAUGGGAGGGAGCGAUGUCCUCAUCUAUGAUUUAACAGCAAUUUUGGGUAUUAUUACAGCUCCCGCUCCAGGCAUCCUGGAAAGUUCUUCACAAAACAUCCAUCCUUGACUCUGGUUUCUAUGGUCACCAUGGCGAUGAUCCACAAUUCCAGCCCCGACACCUGAAACCAGCAGGUGUCAUUGUUUGGGAUGUAAUAGAUACAAGCCAGUGGGAGGAGAGGUGACCAGAGUCUAUAUGGAGAGAUACAUCACUGUCUAAACUGUGUGAGAUCUGUUCUGGAUCAGAGAGGUCAUAGACUGGUAAGGCUAGCCCCUAAUUCCACAUUGCACUCUUCUAAACCUUCCUUACUAAUUUCUUAACUUUGUUUUCCUUCACAAAUUCAUACAUUUCUGCACUAACUACUUCAAUCUUUGGCUACCUUUUGGGUGGAUAAAUCCUUUAACAGAGUCCAGGAAGCCAUUUCAUAAUUUUUGCAGAUGUAAAAUAUCCAAUCCCUUUUUCCAUAUUCUAGCUUCUAUCCAUUGGGUUCUGGGGGUCUCCUUCUGUUAAAGGAGAAAUCAUACUUUACAGUUUGAAUACUUAUCUUUAAGGUAUCUCAAAUCACUAUCCGAAGGACUUGAGACUUGACGAAACCAUAGACCCAGUCAUGUCUAAGUUAGAAACGGCAAUGGAUACUCUAAUCUCCGUUUUCCAUACGUACUCCGAGCGCGAAGGGGAUAAAGAGAAGCUGAGUAAGAGAGAGCUGAAAGAUCUUCUACAGAAUGAGCUGGGGGAAUUCCUUGAGGUAAGACCCAACUACUGGAAGAGUUUGUUGAAACAUCUAUUUAAGAGAGAGUUUUUAAAUUGUCACUGACCUAAGGUCAUUGAUCUAAGGAGAAACAGACACACUUAUCUUUCUCGUCAGAUAUAAAUGUUUCUAGAUAUCUCAAGGGAUUUCACAAAGUGCAACAGGGUUCCUAUUUGAAAGGAGGUAAGGGAGCUAGAACAAGAGGACAUAUCAUGAAGUUGGAGAAAAGGAAUUGUGCUGGUGACAGAAAAUAUAUUAUUAUAUAUUUGUAUUUUUUAUUUUAUUUUUCUAUAUUUAUUUUAAUUUGUUGUAGAUACAUGGAAAUGUCUUUCAUCUAAGAUGGUAAAAACGGUAUAGUGGGAAAUAUCAUGUUAAACCUUAACAUAAAAGGUAACAAAAAAAAUAUAAAUCCUGUGCUGUACAUAUAAUAAAUUGACAAACUUAAUGGGUAAUUCAGCUGUUAUCACCCAUCGAAAACUGUUUGUUUGGGGUUUUUGCACUAAUCACCAAAUUGUACUGAACUGAACUGAACAACAUAUUGAAAAAUUUAGGCAAAAUUACCAAGCUGUCAUGGUAGCUUAAUUGAAGAUUUUUGGAGAAGAUUUUUUUUUUCUUUUCUAUUUUUUAAUUUGUUAAUAUUUGGUGUGAAGAGACUAAACCUCUAUAAAUUAAAAAAAAAAAACCUCUCCAAGCACAAUAACAACUAGAGCAUUUUGUACACACUCCUCCCCCAAUGUAAGUAUCAUUAUUGGCAUUUUAUUGCGCCAACUUAUUCUGCAGCAUUUUACAAUACUAUAAAGGGGGAACUUUAACAAUAAAUGUAACAAUUACAAGAUGUUACUGGAACAAUAGGUUGAUGAGGAUCCUGCUUAAAAGAGCUUACAAUCUAGAGGAUUGUCAAAGCAAUUUAGAAUGGUUUGACUUCUUACUUGUGGUCACCCAGGUAUCACUCCCUGCCUCCACUACAUCCUUCAGAGAGCCGAUAAAAUCAUUAACUCUCCCCCCACUCAUGGUGUAACUAUUAAAAUCAUAUUUUAAAUAUGAAAACAAGUACAUAUAUAAGUACUGGUGCUCUGUUCAUAGGGAAUUUCUAAUUUCCUAGAGUACAUGCUAUCCAUGAUUUGAGUCCAGCUUUCCCACUGGUAUGUUGUAUGCAAUAUACAAUGGUGGGCUAUCCUGUUUUAUUGUAUACUUUACCAGAUAUAAUAACCGUUAUGUCAUUUAUCUGUUAGCUAGUAAAAAUGUCUAUUUGUAUUACACGGGUUUACUGAGUAUUAUUUACACUAGUGGAUAAUGUGUGUCAUUUUCUUUGUGUUUUUUAUUUUUUUCCCUUUGUUUUCAUGGAGGUCACAUGACCACACAAUCUGUGAAUUUUUAUCUGGGUGCCAUUUGGUGUGUAUACACUUAGCCCUUUUCUCUAUCUUCAAAAUGGCCCAAAAAAUGUAUAACUUUAAAAUUGCAUUUUAACACAUGUAGCCUGUCCACUCUACCUUUACAUGUUUGAGUCAAUCUCUCUUAGGACCAAGUUGUAUUACAGUGGUAUAUGAAAGGGCCAGUCUCUCUUAGGGCCGACGUAUUUACAGUGCUAUCGAGAAAGAUCAGCCUCUCCUAGGGUCAAAGUGUGUUAAUGGAACACUCUAAACACCUUAAACACUACAAUGUACUGUCGUGGUUAUGUUGCCUGGAGUAUCCCGAGGCUUCUUGUUUUAAUUCUUAAAGGAACACUAUAGUUACCAGAACAACUACAGCUUAUUGUAGUUGUUCUUGUGAGUAUAGUCAGUCCCUGCAGCCUUUUUGUUAUAAGAAAAUGCAGAGAAAAUGCAGUGUUUACAUUACAGCCUAGGGACACCUCGAGUGGCCACUCCUCAGUUGGCUACUAGAGGUGAUUCCUGGGGCAGUGCUGCACAAUGUGCAGCACUGACAUUGAGUGUCUGACCCUAUAGUUUUCCUUUAACUUGAGUCUGCUGGCUUCCACACUCCCCACCACCACAAAGCAUCAGAAGCUCUCUGUCUGAGCUAAAGCCAGCAGUGCAGUGAUUAGCUAAUUGGCUGAGAGCGAUUAGCUCUCUUGCUAAGUUAAUGGAGGUAAGGAGUGACACCCAUUAAUCCCCAGGUAAAAAGUCAAACCAUUCUAAAGCUUACCACGGGGAGUGUGCCAGGGAAUCCUGUCACCAUAACCAUUGUAUUGGUUUUGGUGCCAAAAGUGCCCCGGUGCUGUACUGUAGGCCAAAGUGGUUAUAGUUCUUCUGCUAGCAUCAAAGUGUAUUAACAGUGUUAUAGGAAAGGAUCAGUCCUAAAGCCAAGGUGCAUUAAAUGAGCACAGUAGUUAUCCAGACCACGUCUGAGUGAAGGGGGCCUUUAGUAUGAAGCCUGCAAUGUAAAACAUGUCUUUAUUUUUUUUAGAAAUUGCAAUGUUUCUAGUGAAGAGUUAAAUCCACCUCUAGUGGCAGUCCUCCUGACAUCUAUGGGAUCUCCUUAAUAGUGGGAAUACUAUCAAGCCCCACCUAGCAUUAAACCCAAUGAAACACUAUGUAACUAGGAUCUACAGAACUAUAUUUACUGGUUCAUUGUGCUUUUCUGUCUGACAUCUAACAUGUCCCUAUUGUUUAUGUUCUUUCUAAAGACCCAGAAAGAUGCUUCUUCUGUAGACAAGAUUAUGAAAGAACUGGAUGAGAAUGGAGAUGGCGAGGUGGACUUUCAGGAGUUUGUUAUCUUGGUGGCAUCCCUGACAGUGGCUUGCAACUCUUUCCUCUCUGAGAACUCGUGAGCUCUGGGAUCUACUGUAGACUGAGAACUGUUAUAUAAUACGAAAACUUUAUCUCUGAUUAAAUAUCGUAUAAUCGUCUCUUGGCUCUGAUUUGUUCUUUUGUCAUUGCAAAGGUAAUUAAGUCAUUUAACCCCUUAAGGACACAACUUUUGAAAUAAAAGGGAAUCAUGAUGGAAUAUUUCCGCCAUGUGUCCUUAAGGGGAUAAAAUGAUGAUUCUCCUGGCUUGAUACAAGUACUUGGUUAAGUACAACAAUCAGAAAAGAAUCAUGCUGUCUUCCCU
Molecule: messenger RNA, 4183 nt
Organism: Pelobates cultripes (western spadefoot toad)
Lineage: Eukaryota; Metazoa; Chordata; Amphibia; Anura; Pelobatidae
Source: the annotation of a GenBank genome assembly